This is a messenger RNA of Larimichthys crocea (large yellow croaker), 2427 nucleotides long. RefSeq names its product calpain-2 catalytic subunit. The coding region runs from base 188 to 2281 and encodes 697 amino acids. Lineage: Eukaryota; Metazoa; Chordata; Actinopteri; Sciaenidae. Gene Ontology annotation, molecular function: calcium ion binding; calcium-dependent cysteine-type endopeptidase activity. Gene Ontology annotation, biological process: proteolysis. The record is from RefSeq and is a predicted model, not a curated record. Gene Ontology annotation, cellular component: cytoplasm. The transcript is spliced from 21 exons.
AGAGACAGACAGACAGACAGCCAGGCAGGCAGGCAGGCAGCAGAGGAGGGACUGUGGUUGGAGCCUGUCUCUGGCUCCUCCCGCUCUCAGGGCGGAGGUCUGACUGACUCUGUCUGUCUGAGAGGAAAGUUUGGAAGCAGCUCCGGACUCUGUUCAACUUUUCUGGAUCUCCUUCGUCGCCUCCAUCAUGUCUGGCGUGGCUUCUACUCUGGCCAAGAAGCGGGCCCUGGCAGCUGGAUUCGGCACCAACGCCAAAGCGGUUCCGUACCUGAACCAGAACUUCGAGGCUCUGCGGGCGCAGUGCCGCUCCGCAGGAAAACUCUUCUGCGACCCGACCUUCCCCGCCGCGCCCGAGGCGCUGGGCUUCAAUGAGCUGGGCCGGAGCUCCUACAAGGUCCGGGGAGUCACCUGGAAGAGACCCACGGAACUCGUCUCUAAUCCUGAAUUUAUCCUCGGCGGAGCCACCAGGACCGACAUCUGCCAGGGAGCUCUGGGUGACUGCUGGCUGUUGGCAGCCAUCGCCUCUCUGACGCUAAACGAGUACGUGAUGGCGAGAGUUGUUCCCACCGAUCAGGGCUUCGGCGACGACUACGCCGGCAUCUUCCACUUCCAGUUCUGGCAGUUUGGUGAGUGGGUGGACGUGGUGAUCGACGACCGUCUGCCGGUCAAAGAUGGGGAGCUGAUGUUCGUCCACUCAGCGGAGGGGAGAGAGUUCUGGAGCGCCCUGCUGGAGAAGGCCUACGCCAAAGUGAACGGUUGCUAUGAAGCGCUGUCUGGUGGUUCUACCACUGAGGGCUUUGAGGAUUUCACUGGAGGCAUUGCGGAGAACUACGACCUCCAACGACCUCCUGCAAACCUGUUCCAGAUCAUCAAAAAGGCGCUGGAGGCCGGAGCGCUGCUGGGCUGCUCCAUCGACAUCACCAGUGCCGCAGACUCAGAGGCCGUCACCCGUCAGAAGCUGGUUAAAGGCCACGCCUACUCGCUGACAGGCGCCGUGGAGGUGAACUACCGGGGUCGACAGGAGAAGCUGGUGAGAAUGAGGAACCCGUGGGGUCAGGUGGAGUGGACAGGAGCGUGGAGUGAUGGGUCGUCUGAGUGGAACUACGUGCAGGGAGACUGUCCACACGCAAAUGCAGAGGACGGAGAGUUUUGGAUGUCCUUCAGUGAGUUCUUGCGUCACUACUCUCGUAUUGAGGUGUGCACUCUGACCCCUGAUGCCAUCGAAGAUGACUCUGUCAAACACUGGAGUGUCAGCAAGUUCGACGGCACCUGGAGGAGAGGAUCCACCGCUGGAGGCUGCAGGAACCACCCCUACACAUUCUGGAUGAAUCCUCAGUUUGUGAUCAAGCUGGAUGAGGAAGAUGAUGACCCAGAUGACGGAGAAGUGGGCUGCAGCUUCGUGGUCGGUCUGAUGCAGAAGAACCGCAGGAAGCUCCGAAAACAAGGAGAGGACAUGCACACCGUCGGGUUUGCGAUCUAUGAGGUUCCUAAACAGUUCCAGGGUCAGCGGCAGGUCCACCUGGAUAAGAACUUCUUCCUGACGCACGCUCAGACGGCGAGGUCAGAAACCUUCAUCAACCUGCGCGAGGUGUGCUCCCGCUUCAAGCUGCCGCCCGGCGAGUACCUGAUCGUCCCGUCCACCUUCGAGCCGCACCUCAACGGGGACUUCUGCAUCCGAGUGUUCUCCGAGAAGCAGUCCGAGACCCAACCGUGUGACGACCCGGUUAAUGCUGAACUCGAAGACGAGCUGGUGUCUGACGAGGAGGUCGACGCAGGGUUCAGAGGUCUCUUCACCAAACUGGCCGGAGAUGACAUGGAGAUCUCUGCUGUGGAGCUCAGAACCAUCCUGAACAAGAUCGUCGCCAAACGAACUGACAUCAAAACUGACGGCUUCAGCAUGGAGACCAGCAGAGUCAUGGUCAACCUGAUGGACAACAGCGGGAACGGGAAGCUCGGCCUCGGAGAGUUUGCCACCCUGUGGAAGAAGGUGCAGAGAUACCUGUCGAUCUAUAAGAAGAAUGACUCGGAUAACUCAGGGACGAUGAGCACUCCUGAGAUGAGAGUCGCCUUCAAAGAUGCAGGUUUCACCCUCAACAACACCAUCUACCAGCUGCUGGUGGCUCGAUACUCCGACCCCGACAUGACCAUCGACUUCGACAACUUCGUGGGCUGUCUGAUGAGGCUGGAGAUGAUGUUCAGGGUCUUUAAGAAGCUCGACCCUCACGAGAGCGGCUCCAUCGAGCUCAACUUCAACCAGUGGUUAAACUUCGCCAUGAUCUGAGCCAUCGCUCCGCGCUCGCCCAGAGCUUCAGCGUUACUGCAGCACGCCAUAUUCCUGUUUACAGCUACAGCUUCUCUUCCUGUUUCUCUCUUGUACACGCCCUGACUGACAGCCUGUGAAGCCAAUAAAUGUAUCCACCAACAGGC